This is a messenger RNA of Terrapene triunguis (Three-toed box turtle), 1295 nucleotides long. Its product is annotated as plexin-B3-like. The annotation marks the transcript as partial. Gene Ontology annotation, molecular function: semaphorin receptor activity. The transcript has 8 exons. Gene Ontology annotation, biological process: regulation of cell shape; positive regulation of axonogenesis; negative regulation of cell migration. NCBI's taxonomy places the organism in Eukaryota, Metazoa, Chordata, Testudines, Emydidae. Gene Ontology annotation, cellular component: semaphorin receptor complex. The record is from RefSeq and is a predicted model, not a curated record.
AUGACGGAGAUGACGGACCUGAGCGGGGAGCUGGAGGGCUCAGGGAUCCCCUUCCUGGACUACGGCACCUACGCCCAGCGCGUUUUCUUCCCCGGCCAGGGGGGGGCGCCGGCACGGCGGGGGUUCGAGCUGCCCGAGGGGCGCAGGGCCACCGUGGAGCAGGGCCUGGCCCAGCUCUCCAGCCUGCUCAACAGCAAGGCCUUCCUGCUGACGCUGAUCCACACGCUGGAGGGGCAGGCGUCGUUCUCUCGGCAGGACCGGUGCCAGGCGGCCUCGCUGCUGGCGCUGGCGCUGCACGGGCGGCUGGAGUACCUGACCGACGUCAUGCAGAGCCUGCUGGGCGAGCUGGCGCAGCGCCACAUGGCCCGCAACCCCAAGCUCAUGCUGCGCAGGACGGAGACCAUGGUGGAGAAGCUGCUGACUAACUGGAUGUCCAUCUGCAUGUACUCCUACCUCCGGGAGGUGGCGGGCGAGCCCCUGUACCGGCUGUUCCGGGCCAUCAAGUGGCAGGUGGACAAGGGGCCGGUGGACGCGGUGACGGGCCAGGCCAAGCGGACGCUGAGCGACGGGCGCCUGCUGCGGGAGGACGUGCCCGUCCGGCCCCUGGCGCUGAGCGUGCUGCUGCGGGGGGCGCCGGGGGGCGCCGGGGAGCAGCGGGUGCCCGCCCGCGUCCUCGACACCGACACCAUCAGCCAGGUCAAGGAGAAGAUCCUGGACCAGGUCUACAGGGGGGUGCCCUUCUCCCAGCGCCCCCCGGCCCACGCGCUGGACCUGGAGUGGCGCUCGGGCGUGGCCGGUCACCUGACCCUGUCUGACCAGGACCUGACGUCUGUCACCCACAACGGGUGGAAGAGACUCAACACCCUGCAGCACUACAAGGUUCCGGACGGGGCGACGGUCGGGCUGAUCCCGCGGCUCCAGAACGACGUCCCCCAGAGCCCCAACCAGAGCUUCCUCUCCGGGGAGAACACCCCAAUGCUGGAGGAUGGCGAGGAGGGGGGGCUGCGGCUCUGGCACCUGGUGAAACCGACGGAGGAGCCGGAGGCCCCAAAGCAGCAACAGCGUCGCAGCAGCCUGCGGGAGCGACCCACGGCCAUCCCCGAGAUCUACCUCACCCGCCUGCUCUCCGUCAAGGGGACGCUGCAGAAGUUCGUGGAGGAUGUGCUGCAGGCCGUGCUGAGCGUGGGCCGCCCCAUCCCCGUGGCCGUCAAGUUCCUCUUCGACCUGCUAGAUGAGCUGGCCGCCCGCCACGGGGUCAGCGAGCCCGAGACCCUGCACAUCUGGAAGACCAACAG